Molecule: messenger RNA, 2204 nt
Organism: Perca fluviatilis (European perch)
Lineage: Eukaryota; Metazoa; Chordata; Actinopteri; Perciformes; Percidae
Exons: 5
Coding region: 355-1338 (327 amino acids)
Molecular function (GO): zinc ion binding
Source: RefSeq, a predicted model, not a curated record
GUGACGCCUGUGUUAAAGCUACUUUUAAUGUCAUACGCCAGGACUGGCCAGACGAUGAAAACACAUCGUUCGGAUGAGUCUAUUUCACAAGUCCUCAGAUUAGUUUUUUUCAGAAUAAUUUUGAGAGAAGACCAAAAUGCCAGCAAUGUUUGACAUCAUGCGGCUUUCCGUUUCUCUGGGCUGCAAAUGAAAGACGGAGCCUUGAAACCUAAACUUGCCUCAGAAGGAUUUAAGCCUAGAUUUGGAUUUUGGUUUUGAGUUGUUUUUUUUAAGCUGGUAUUGGUUUAUGGUUUACAUUCAGUUUGAGGAUUCAGAGUGUGCAUAAAACUACUUGAUUCAGGUCUUUAAACCAGGAUGGACCAGGACCAGGUACUUCCUCAGUCUUUCAGGCUGACAGAGAGCAUCCGGAUGAACACUAAUGAUGAUUUAGACCCAGAACAAGAGCAGCAGGAUGAUUCUGUACCUGAUAUCCAGCCUGAAUCCAACCAGGGGACAUUGGAGCCAAGGGACAAACUCCCACUGCUAGACCCAGAACAAGAGCAGCAGGAUGAUUCUGUACCUGAUAUCCAGCCUGAAUCCAACCAGGGGACAUUGGAGCCAAGGGACAAACUCCCACUGCUAGACCCAGAACAAAAGCAGCAGGAUGAUUCUGUACCUGAUACCCAGCCUAAAUCCAACCAGGGGACAUCGGAGCCAAGGGACAAACUCCCACCGCUGGCUUAUAUUGAGUCCCGCAUGAAGCAGCUUCACAACAGGCGGUUCCUUCUGCUAAAGAUGCAGCGCUUUAAGAAGAAGCCAGAGGAGAAUGGUGUCGGAACCACGGAGGAAAUGACCUGCGAGCACAGCGACCAACUGUGUGAGCUGGAGGCCAUCCAGAAGGAGCUGGAGGAGCUGCUGGUUAAAAAAGAGGUGUUGGAGAAAACGGGAAAUCGCUCUAAAUUCACAGAACAUAAAGGUCAACAGGACGCACGUCGCAAUUUUUAUAAAAGUGAGAUCCCCCGUGGGGGGAUCUAUAUGCUACCGCCUCCCCAGCUGGAACUAGAGGAGCGGAAAGGAAAAGCUAAGCCUGUGUCAGAAAAACCAACAGGCCCAGUCGUUCCAGUGGAAAGUCUGGUUGGAACACCAGCGGUCACCAAAUGUCCAUCCUGUGAAGAGAUCGUCUUCACAGAAACCAGCAGCAGAGUGGGCGAGGCUACAUGGACGCUUUGUUUCUUGUGCACCAUAAUGGGGUGUGUCGCAGGCUGCUGUUUAAUCCCUCUCUUCAUGAGCAGUCUGAAGGACGUCCACCACCAGUGUCCCAAUUGCCAGGCAAAAAUACACACCCACCAGCCAUUUUGACCUGGAGGUUACUAUAUUAACAGCACUGGUGUGAUUUAUACAGAAUGAUCCGCUGCGUCUGUGCUUGAGUGACCACUUCCUGAGGACUUGGAGCUGUCUUGGACUCGGCCUCUGCCGUUUGACUCCACAACUGAUUGUGGCAAUGUGCCUGGAGUCAAAUACAGUGCUGGUACAAACUGUAAAAAGGCUCAGACAACUUAAGGCAAACCUAGUGUUCUUACUGUAAGUGAAAGUCAGCCUCAGUUUGCCUACCAGAAUAUCUGCAUAACAUGGACUUAAUUCAAGCUCUACGCUCGCAAAUGCAAACACUGCCAUUCAAAUCAAUACUUACUUUAAUGAUGUCUAGACUAGUUAAUGUGUCAGAUACUAAUAACUUUACACAAACUGACGCCUAUAUUUAAAAGGAUCAAUGCCGUUGUUUUGCUGAUAUUAGGAUACAGCUUUGUGGUUUGUCUGUCAACACUAUUGAACUUCAUGACCGCUUUCGUUGUUAUAAGCAAAGUAUAUCUGUGAAUACGUUAUCUCAGAGGAAAAUGUAAAUGCAUUGCUGAAAAUAUGCAAACACGGACCUGUAACCUGACAAAGCACUGUUUUCAUACACUGUCAGCCAUAACACAAUUACAAUGUAGAGCCUUGUUUGAUUCUUCUCUUUCUGUACUCACGCCAGUUAUUUGAAAUAUUGUUUGUGUCAUUGUGUCAUUUUAUAAAGAAAUGUGCAUUGUUAUGUAAUUAACUGUUACAGAGGCGUUCACAGUACACCAAAUUUUAUUGACACAUAAAGGCAUACAGUACUCAUAUACAUCUUUUGGAGUAUUUACAAAAUAAAGAACCCAUGGAUGUUACACAUGUAGAAAAAUAUGCAUUAC